AUGGAUGAAGGAAAGGAAAAUGCAACAAAACCCCUGCCAAGUGCUGUGAAAGCAGAACUCCACGAUGGCCUUAGCAAAGUACUGCAAGGAUCUGAACAGGAGGAGGUGGUGAACAACAAAGGCAGUGUGCUGGAAGACAGCCCUGUGCUCUCCAAACAGCAGAGGACUUUGAAGGAGAAGUCUGGGAGGGUCACCAGCUGGCUUGGGCAAAAACCUGCCAAGAAAGCGAGGCUGAAAGCUCGUCUGCUGAGCGUGGCACGCGCAAUUGGUAUUUCGAGAUGGCUCUUGAAGAAAUUUGGGAAGAGGAAGAAGAGCAGCAAACCUUUUGGAUUCAGAACGUGGCUGAACUCGGAGCUGCUGCUGCCACACCUGACCAUCGAGAACCUCAGCAAGUGGGCCGUCUACAAGGACCCCCAGCUGGCCAGCAGCCGGGUGGGGAAGGUCUUCAAGGAGCAGUGGGAGGCAGAAGACGCCACUGACAAUGUGCCAGAGAUGGAGUUCCUGCAGAAACAGGUGUACAGGUGUGAAGAUCUCUGUGCAGAAAUUGAGGAGAUUGAAGACCUAACCAGACUGGAGGAAGUCUGUGAGAGCUCAGUCCUGCUGUGCCUGAAGAAGAGGUUCCACCGCAAUCUCAUUUAUACUUACAUUGGGCAAAUUUUGGUUUCUGUGAAUCCUUUCAAAGACCUCAGUAUCUACUCUGAAGAUGUGGCUGCCCAGUACCAUCAGGGGACUCUCUCAAAGAAUGCCCCGCACAUCUUUGCCAUAGCAGAAAUGGCCUACACGCUGUCCCAGUCGUCAGGGCAGGAGCAGUGUCUUCUUACCUCUUGUUCCUCCAGUGGACACAGUGGAUCAGGUAAAACAGAAGCUGCCAAAGCAAUUGUGCAAUACCUGACCCUGCUGUACCAGAGAUCAGACAGCCACAGGCCCUGCAAUGUCCUACCCAUCCUGGAGAGUUUUGGAAAUGCCAAAACCAUCCUCAAUGACAACUCAAGCCGUUUUGGAAAGCUCCUGAAUGUCCACCUGCGACAUGGUGUCGUGGUAGGAACAUCCAUCUCCCAGUACCUGCUGGAGAAGUCUCGAGUGGUAUUUCAGGGCAGAACGUGUGACAUCCUGGGGAAGGAGGACAGUCAGGACUUUCUGGUCUUGGUGCAAGCUCUGGAGGGAAUCUGCCUCUCAGAGGACCAGCUGAGCUCCACCUGGGCUGUCCUGGCUGCCAUUCUGCAGCUGGGGAACAUCUGCUUUACCUCCUGCGAGAAAGAAUCCUACGAACACGCUGCCAUUGCCAGUGACACUGAGAUCCAGAUUGUGGCCAAUCUGUUGUGUGUCUCAGCAGAUUUCCUGCAAAGUGCUGUCACUCACCGUGUCACUGUGAGUACCUUUUUGGUGACAUCUUAUGACCGGAUCUUCACCCCUCUGUCUGUAGAAGGAGCCAUCGAUGCCAGGGACUCCAUUGCCAAAACUCUGUACUACCUGCUUUUUGAGUGGCUGCUGCUGAGGAUCAACGAGUGGUUGGCUCCCUGGGAAUCAGACUGUGCCGUGGGAAUUGUGGACAUCCAUGGUUUUGAGGAUCUCGGGGUGAACAGCUUGGAGCAGCUCUGCAUCAACUUUGCCAAUGAGCACCUCCAGCAGUUUUUCAGUCAGACUGUCAUUGCCCAGGAAGAGGAGGAGUACAGCCAAGAGCAGUUAGCUUGGAUUCCUAUUUCCAAGAUGUACAGCGAGUCGUGCCUCGAUUUCCUCACUGCAAAGCCCCACGGCCUCUUGUGUAUCCUGAAUGACCAGACAUCACUGACUCAGGCCACAGACCACACUUUCCUCCAGAAGUGUCACUACCAUCAUGGAAACAGCCCCUGGUACACCAAGCCCAAGCUGCCCUUGCCAGUGUUCACUGUGAAGCACUACGCAGGCCCUGUCACCUACCAGGUCCACAAGUUUCUUAAUAAAAACCGUGACCAGCUGCGUCCAGAGGUGCUGGACAUCUUCUCUCAGAGCCGCCUCAAGGUGGUGUCUCACAUUUUCCAGAAGGCUAAAGCUGCCCACAGUCAGCAAAGGAAGCUGGGGCCGAGAGGCAAAGGGCUCAAGCCUCAGACCUCCACACUGGUGUCCAAAUUCCAGCAGUCUUUGCAGGACCUCACAGCCAAGCUGAGAAGGAGCCAUGCCUUCUUCAUUCGGUGCAUCACCCCUAAUCCCAAAAAGCUGUCAAAUAUCUUUGAUGUGGAGUAUGUCACUUGUCAGCUGCGACAUUCUGGGAUCCUGGAGGCUAUCCACAUCAGAAAGGAGGGAUACCCCAUCCGUCUUCCAUUCCAGAACUUCCUGGCCAGGUAUGGGCUGCUGGCAGGGCGAGGGCUCAGCUGCCUGGAGGACAGAGAAGGCUGUGCAGCAGUGCUGGCUCAUGUGCUGGGGAGCCCCUCGGAGCUCUAUCAGAUUGGACUGACAAAGGUCUUUCUGAAGGAGAAGGCCAGGCAGCUGCUGGAGCGACGAUGGAUGCAGAGGCAGAGCUGGGCUGUCGUUACUCUGCAGAGGAAAUUCCGGUGCCUCCUUCACCGCAGACGCCUCCGUGUCCUCCAGGAGAAGGUCACAGUCAUUCAGGCUCACUUCCGAGGCUACCAGGCAAGGAAGCGUUACAGGAGGCUGAAGAAGACUUUGGUGCAAUUUAACACCAUGAUUUUAAUCGCCAGACCUUUGGUUCAAAGGAGGAAGCGCUGCCAGCAGGAGUUAGAGGAAAGGAAACGAAGACUGAGAUCCCUGGCCAGUGGUGACACAGAGGACAGUCCCAACCAAGGAAUGGACGUGGGGCUGCUGGAGAUCCCUGCAGAGCUCGCAGCCCUCCUGCAGCUUGUUGAAGGUCGACACCGAGCACAGGCCAACCAGAUAACCGAGGCAUUGCCUCCAGAAGUCAAAGUCAAAGAUGACCUUUCCCUCCCGCCCACCAUCAACAGCUAUCCCUUCUCCUCCUUCGUGAAGUCACACUUCCAGAAGCCAGAAUUCCCUGCCCUUGGUCAGCCUCUGCAUCAUCCCUUAACCCGUCUGGGUGCUGAACACCACGAGAGUGCACUCGAGAUCAACAAACUGAUUUUGCGGUUCAUUGGUGACAAGAGCCUCCAUGGCUGGCAGGAGGUGCUCCUGGGCAACUUCAUCGCCGGCAGAGGUUUGAGUAACGCGGCUCUGCGCGACGAAAUCUUCAGCCAGCUGGUUGCCCAGACAUGGAAGAACCCAGACGUGGAGCACAGCCAGCGGGCCUGGGUCCUGAUGGCAGCUUUGCUGAGCUGCUUUGUGCCUUCGCCAGCACUGGAGAAGCCCUUGCUGAAGUUGGUGUCAGACCAUGGCUUGGAGGGCUACAACGCCGUCUGCCAGCGCAAGAUCUUGACAGCGGCACAGCACACAGAGACGGGCUCUGCGUCCUCUCGGGCCUUCCCUCCCACUCAGCUGGAGUGGACAGCAAACCAGAGGAGAGGGAAGAUGGUGCUGGAUGUUCAUACCUUUAAUGAGGAGACGUUCUCAGCUGAGGUGGAGUCCUGGAUGACUGGGGAGCAGCUUGCAGCCUGGAUUCUAAGUGCGAGGGGCUGUGAUAAGAAGACUCGAGGGUGGUCUGUCUCCAUGUUAACUGGCAACACAUGGCAGGACCUGCUGGGCUGUGACUUUGUGCUGGACCUCAUUGGAGAGAUGGAGGAGACCAGCAACUUCAGCAGCUCUUCCCAGUCCCCAGCUGAGUUCCCCAUCACUUCAGAAAGCGACAGGAGCACCUACCAGUUCUCUGACCUGGAUUCGAUCCCUCCUGCUCCAGGCAUCCAGGCCCCUGCCUUCCCACCCCCUAGCCUGCCUCCAGAAUUCAUGGAUUUCUAUCCAGAUCCAAGGAUUAGAGAUGACCUGGGGACCCCUGUAGGCCUGGAUCACUAUGUGGAUGAUCUUUUCAGCCCUGUGCUGCAUCAGGGCUCCAGACUACCAGAUUUGGAGAACAGGGACGUUCUCACUGGACGCAUGAAAGGAGGUGGGAAGAUUGGACCCACAGGGAGAGGAAUCCUUCCUUCUGCAGGCUUCCCUGGAAUGGCUCAAGCACCAGUUUACCAGCCCAUGCCUUCCAUGAUGGGGGUGCCAGCAGCCAUGCCCAUGGUGCCAGGGGCUGGUGGGAUCGCACCCGUGCCAGCCAUGGUUAUGCCCCCACCCGUGGUUCCGGCUGUGGAUCCCAACCAGCUGGCAGCACAGCAGCAAGCCUUUAUCAACCAGCAAGCCAUGCUCAUGGCCCAGCAGAUGACCCUUCAGGCCAUGAGCAUUUCCCAGCAACAGCAGCAGCAGCUGCAAAAGUCUCUUGAGAAGUCCAGGCCGAGAGUCUCAAGUCCGCUACAAGCCCGAGCCCCAGCCACUCCCCCAAAACCCAAGAAGCCUUCCACAAGCCAGGAUGCUGCACCACCACCAGAGUCUUCAGAACCACCAGCUAAGGGUAAUGACUACACACAAGACGAGUUCUCCAGCAGUGAAGAUGAAGACUCUCCUCGGGAAACCUUCCAGCAGAAGAGACAAUACUUCCAGAAGAUGGGAGAGCAGCAUAUCCGAGUGAAGAAAGUCAGGCCUCCUACCAAAACCUGGACUCCACCAGCAAAGCCCCAGCCAGAGCAGAAGGAGGAGAAAAAAGAGGAGCAGAAGGUGAAAGAAGUGAAGCCUGACCCCAAACCAGAGGCAGCUCCUGCUGCCCCCGUGCCAUCUGCUGAGCCAAAGCCAAUAAAGCAGACACCAAAAGUGAAGAAGGAGCCACCUGUAGUGAAGCCUUCAGGCCCUGAGUCGCGUCCUGCGCCGAGCCGCGAGAUCGGCAACAUCAUCAAAAUGUACCAGAGCCGACCGGCCCCGGAGCCCCAGCCCAUCGAGCCCGUGAGGAAAGUGCCCAAGCCCUUUAUAAAGAAGAAUGACCCCAAAAAUGAGGCUCUGGCCAAGCUGGGAAUGAUGAACCCCUCGUCUCGCCCAUCACCAUCUCCUGCACCACAAGAGAAGAAAAUACCUCCACCUCUCAAGCCCAAGCCAGGCUCAGCUUCCAGCUCUAUCAAGGAGAAGCAGUUGCCUCUCCUGUCCAUCUUCAGGCCAGAUGAUACCCCACCAGCAUCUGAGAGCUCUCCUGCUCCCCCUGCUCCCCCAGCACUGCCUUCACCUCUAAAGCCUGAGGACCAAGACAGGCAGCAAUCCACAGGGAAGGACUCUGCUGUAACAGUAGCAGAUGAUGAUGGCAUCAAGACCCAGCUGUACAAGCUCACCACCAGCGUCAGCUUCUCCUAUGCAGACCCUGCCUGGAAAAUCUUCCUGCGCAAAGAGGUGUUUUACCCCAAAGAAAAUUUCAGCCACCCUUACUGCCUGAACUUGCUGUGUGAACAGAUCAUCCGUGACACCUUCUCCAACUCCUGCUUUCGGAUCUCCAAGGAGGAGAAGCGCAAGAUGAAAGACCUGCUGACGGAGUUCCGGGUCAGCAACGAUGUCCAGUCCAUUAAGGAGGAUGGAAUAAAGAAGAGGAUUGUACUGGCUGCUCGGGAUAACUGGGCCAAUUAUUUCUCCCGCCUCUUCCCUGUUCGUGGUGAAGAGGGAAGUGAUGUGCAGGUCCUGGGUGUUUCUCACCGGGGCAUUCGGCUGCUGAAGGUGGAGAAAGCAGCCGGGUACAAUCCUGAGCACCUCAAGAUUCUUCGCAGCUACUGCUUUGCAGAUGUGCUGUCAGUGGAGCUGAAGGGCAGCAGUGCCCUGGAGUUCUCCCUGAAGACAGAGCAGCUCUUCCUGCACUCUCUGAAGGCUCCAUGCAUCAAGGCCAUGGUGGAACUCUUCAUGCAGGAGCUGAGGCAGGACACCAACUACGUUGUUGCUCUGCGCAGCUACGUCGUGGACGACAAGAGCCUCCUCAGCUUCAGGAAGGGAGACCUCAUUGAGCUGCUGCCCAUGAAAGGCGUGGAGCCAGGCUGGCAGUUUGGCUGCACUGGUGGUCGCUGUGGUCUCUUCCCCACCAACCUGGUGCAGUUGGCUGCAGCCCCUGAUUACCUCAGCAUCAGCAUGGACAGACAUGGAGAGCUACGGAAGAGAAGGAAAUCUUCCCCACAGAGCAGGAACACCAGCAGGGAGAGUUCUGUUCCCAGCCUGACAUCAGAACCCGACAGCACCAUGUUAAUCCCUGCUGGUGAUCGCUAUACCAUGACUGACUUCGCCACAGCCUAUUUCCGGGAGGCUCAGUCCAUGCAGGGACUGCAGGGAAUGUCUGCUGAAAAGAAGAGCAUAGCUGGCCUGGUCCGGCACACCAAGGUCCCAAUCCAGGAGUCUUUGCUCCUGUACUCUGACAGUGAGCUGAAUGAGCUGGCUACAAAGAACUUCCAGACGCUGAUGCGGCUCAUGGGGGAUCAGUCCAAGCACAAGGACCAGACUGAGGUUGAAUGCACCUACGAAAUCCUUAAGCUGUGCAAGGAGAAGGAGCAUUUGCACGAUGAGGUUUACUGCCAAGUCAUCAAACAGGUCACCCACAACCCUAACCAGCAGAGCAUGCUGCGUGGCUGGUUGGUCCUGAAUCUGCUAACUGGAUACUUCCUCCCUACUAAAACCCUGAUGCCCUAUGCCACCAAGUUCCUGCAGCUAGCCAGCAGUGAUCCAUCCAGCACCCACCAUGAUAUAGCCAAGGUCUGUCAGAGCAACCUGCGGAAAACCUUCAUGUACGGGGGCCGCCGAAACCUUCCCUUCCCUGUGGAGAUGGAGGCACUGCUGAAGGGGCACGGUGCCCGCCGGCUGGUGAUACUGAUGCCUGGAGGCAUGGAAUACGUCACCAGGAUCAAGACAUUCACGGUGGCCAAGGAGCUCUUGCAGGAGAUCUGUGAGCAGAUGGGAGUUGGUGAACAGGAAGAGAUACAGGACUUUUUUCUUUUUGCUAUCAGGACUGACAACAAAAAUCUUGGUAGAAUAGUGAAGCCAAUAAAACCAGAGGAGUAUCUCCAUGAUUACCUGCUGGAGGACAAGAUGGUCACGGUGACUUUGCGCAGGCUCACCUGGAAGGCACCUCUGCACUUCGAGAACCAAAUCUACACAGACGUCCACUAUGGACAGGUGCUGUGGGAUUACCUGAAUGGGAGGAUGCUGCUGAGCCAGAGUAAAGAAAUGGAGAUGCAGGUGGGCCUUUUGGCAAUGCUCCAGCACUGGGCCAAGCCAGAGCAGCAGAACUCGGCUCCCUCUGGGGAGGAGCUGAAGAAAUGCACCCCCAAGACCCUGCAGCACUCCAUCAGUUCCACGGCUCUGGAGAACCAGGUUGCCACAUUGCUGAGGACAAGGCAGCCCCUCCAGCCACUGGAUGCAAAAAUCCAGUUCAUAGAGCAUGUGAUGAAGUUGCCCUUCUUUGGCUACACCAUGUUCAUGGUGGAGAGAGUCAGCGACAACAAGAUCCCUGUGCCCUGUUUCCUUGGUGUGAAUAAAGAGGAGAUCAUUGUGGUGAAUGGCAUCACCCAGGCCGUGUCCCAGGUCAUUCCCCUGAAGGAGGUGCAGAAGAUGCGCACCCUGAAGCCCAUGCUCAAAGAUGGACUUCCCGGCUUGGAGCUGAACUUUGGAUCACCUGCCACCCCCAAGACUUUGUGGGUUGAACUGCAACAGGCUAAAGAACUGUACCACAUGCUUGUCGUCAUCCUGGACAAAACAGAGCUCCACUCCUAGAGCCCAAAAGGAGGAGACUGACCAAGGAAAACAGCUGUGCCUCUCUUCCUUUGAACCUGAUCAGUGCUCUCUGACCUGUCUUCUGGAGAGAACACUUCCAAAAGACAGCCAUGACCUCAGACAGCUGCUUUCUAGGGCUGCCACCACAGUGUUUGUUGAUGGACUGGACAAUAAUCUCACCCCUGGUGACCUGCCAUUCAGUCCCCAAGUACUUCCUUGAAGCAAUCCAUGCUGUGGACUAACAAACCACAAGGCCCUCUCCACACCACAGUUCCAAAAAGGAGCAGCUGAACCAAUGCAAGCACUUGCCUUCAAGCAAUGCAGUGUGGAACUCCUCUUUUCUUAUUUUUUUUUUUAAUUAAUUAACAUUAGCAAAGCCUAGUGCUUGCUAGAGAUUUGUGCAUCCCAGUGCCCAGCUGAGGCUAUGCAAUGCCUGCACUGGCUGCUGGUGUUUUCCAGAGGCCAGUUUUGUCUCUGCAUUGAUAUGCAUAAGGCCCUGGAGCAGGACUGGUGAGGCAGGAGUUUAUAGAAAGCACCUUAAUUGAAAAGCAGAUCAGUGUUAAUAAUACAAUUAGCACAUAUGCUGGGGCAUGGAUCGAGCUGCAAUGGUAAGAAAGUUUAUUGUUAAUUAAUUUCUCACUGACAUAAUUACAUGCAUCUGCUUCCCUCUACUAUAAAGGAGUCAGUCAUGUCCACGCAGCUGUCAGGCUUCAGUGAUGGCUCCAUGCCCAUGGAGGAAGAAGCAUAUUCAAACAGGACUUGUGUAUUAUAGUAGAGUGUUUUGGGUUGUACAAAAAUGCCUAAUUUAUUUUUAUUGCCCUUUAGGAAAUUGCAAUAAAGUAAUCACAGAUAUGU
Molecule: messenger RNA, 8502 nt
Organism: Empidonax traillii (willow flycatcher)
Lineage: Eukaryota; Metazoa; Chordata; Aves; Passeriformes; Tyrannidae
Gene: MYO15B
Product: myosin XVB
Exons: 66
Coding region: 1-7647 (2548 amino acids)
Cellular component (GO): myosin complex; cytoskeleton
Molecular function (GO): cytoskeletal motor activity; protein binding; ATP binding
Source: RefSeq, a predicted model, not a curated record